Molecule: messenger RNA, 1926 nt
Organism: Neodiprion fabricii
Lineage: Eukaryota; Metazoa; Arthropoda; Insecta; Hymenoptera; Diprionidae
Exons: 5
Coding region: 1-1926 (641 amino acids)
Biological process (GO): negative regulation of Wnt signaling pathway
Cellular component (GO): plasma membrane
Molecular function (GO): Wnt-protein binding
Source: RefSeq, a predicted model, not a curated record
AUGCUUGAGUGGUUGAACGUUUCUACCGAUUGUGUCGGUCGGAUUCUGACUGGUCCGUCCCUCGGCAUGGUUUGGGGCCCCGAACGAGGCGGAGACCAGUGCCAGGCCUUCUUCAGAGAAUCCGUCGUCUCCGAUUUUGCGACCGCUGGUGAUUCCACCCCGUUGAGAUUGCACGCCACUUGGCUAUCACAGGGGUGCGAGACGAGAUCGGGACCCGAGUACGUGAUCCGAAAGUACACCUUCUACGAGAACGAUACAUUUUUGCUGCUGCGUCACCACUACGCUGAAGAGUCGUGCAGUGUGGCCACUCACACAGUGACAGCCAGAGGUGUGCUGCGGCUGCUCUCAGCGUCCAUUCUAACUCCUGGAGCCACAGAAGCUAGGUUUCAGCUGGACACGGUCCACGUGAUCCCCCUAAAUCGGCAGGUUGCCCACAAACUGGGACUCAGGGUGAACUCAACGUGCGGGCCGCAGCCAAAAUGGCGGCCGUAUGUCCCUCAGCUCGUCUACGAACAACCUCAUCACCGCGUUCCCAAUCCCUUGUGGGAAGGGCCCAGGUACAACUCUCUUCACGGUCAUCAGCCAUCGCAGAAUCGGCGCGGCAUCGACUGCCUCGAAACACUCGGCCUCGAGUUUGGAGAACUGCGACUCCUCAGGGUCCAAAAGAGACCCUCGGUCUCAAAAACGACCCAUUACAAGCCCGUAGGCAGACCAAGAGUCGAACUCCUAUUGGGCGGUCUUCCGCCCACGACUCAAACUCGCUUCACCCACAGGCCCACGGCUUUACAGUCAACCGCGCUUCUGCGGUCUGACACGACAACGGGGUGUCCAAUGUGCAACGCGAUAUCCCGAGGAACAGAGACGAGUCCUCCGGUUCUGCACGAGGUCGCAGCACUGCCAGCGUUGCUGGGUGGAAGCUGGACGAGCAAGAGCUGCGAGAGCGAAGAGGGAGGCUUGUGGGUGAGGAGACAACUUCGAGUAUGGCCGGGAGACAAACUGUGGACGGGGCAAUGGGACUACUUCAGGGAUCCGAAGUGCAGCUCGUUCCUCUACGCAGUGACAGCGGCUGGAAGCUACGUUCAGCGGGCUGGGCGACAACGGCGUCACGAAGAGCUAGAGUCGGAAGCUCCGCAGUUCGCGAUGGACGGGGACCGCCUCGAAGAUCGGGCCCGACGAGAAGUGGUGCCUUGGAUGACUCCGGAGCUGGCGAAGAACAUAUGGGACAUAUACGCCCCGAAACGGGAGCAAGUGUCGGCGGAUGAGAUGCUCCCGUCAAUGGACGAGAUCCAGGAGGCCAUCACACGGUCGCCCGACGCGCCGAAGGUCCCCGAAUCUGAGGCCCACCUUUCCAAGCGCAGCCUCGUUGAUGAGGACGACUCCUACCGCCAUCUGCUUCAAGACGCGCAUCCCUCUCUCGCGCUCUCCUUCGCCGCCAUGCUGCGAGGUAACCAGCGCUACGAAGAAACGACGCCCAGCGUCUUUGUCACCCCGACGCCACCGACUCCGACCGGAACCACCGAGCUUGACCUCCACGUCGCCGAGUCCAUUCUUGUCCCCGGUGACCCAGGGGUCGCUGCUCGCUGCGGCGGCCGCGGCCGGCUCGCCACCUGGCCCCCCGAUUGCAUCCCGCGUUCCCUCGAGGCGCCGGCUAUCCUUGGACUCAGGGCUCGCGUCGGCGUCACCUGGAGCGGCGAAUACACUCUCUUCCUAGGGCCCAGGGACAGCAGCCUCUGGAACGCUCCGCUCUAUCAGUGCGGACCCACCAGUUCUCACAAUUCCGGACUUCGCGCUCAUCUCAGAACCAUCGUCGGGCUCAAGUAUGGGCUCUUCUCACCCUCGUCGGCGAUCGCUCAUAAUCAACCUGGCACUGUCCUUCCGCUCUUGCUUCUCAGUUUUCUGAGAGCGAUGCUAAGGCUACUUACCUGA